Molecule: messenger RNA, 2637 nt
Organism: Salvia splendens (bonfire salvia)
Lineage: Eukaryota; Viridiplantae; Streptophyta; Magnoliopsida; Lamiales; Lamiaceae
Product: pentatricopeptide repeat-containing protein At1g30610, chloroplastic
Exons: 9
Coding region: 202-2487 (761 amino acids)
Biological process (GO): chloroplast organization
Cellular component (GO): chloroplast
Molecular function (GO): protein binding
Source: RefSeq, a predicted model, not a curated record
AUGAGUAAGGAGUAAUAGCAAUUCUAUUUCUAAAGCGAGAUCACAGCCGAUUCGAACCGAUUACCGAUUUUUACAACAGCAAAAAUGUUCAUCAUCAUCCACUAAUAUACUAUUUAUCUUCUUCUCCAUAGCUAUAUUGAAAAAAAUCAUUCGUCACAAUUAGCUAAGAAUCUCCGUUUUCAUGUCGAAUUGAAGGCAAUCAUGAUGCUCGGUGGUUUCUCCGCGUCCGAAUCCGCCGCCGAAUUUCUCUUAUUGAGCCGGAAUUCGCUUCCCCUUUGUGGAUUUCCGAUAUUGCGGAGGCAUGUUUCCGUUGCUGCGCCGAGGAGGGAGAAGCAGAGAAUAAUUGCGGCGAGAAGCGCUUUGAAUGACGGCGUUGCAUUAGAUAAGGAGUUUGAGUUCACGCCUUCGUUCAGCGAGUACUUGAAGGCGAUGGAAUUUCUGAAGAAUGAGAAGUACCAAACCCUAAAAAGUAGCGACAGCGGCGAUGUUAGUAGUAAUAGGUCGAGGGGGAGGAAGGUUGUGAAGAAAAUUGAGGAGAAGAGCGGUGGUGAGCUGAGUGCAGCUGAAGAGAAUUCGAGAAAGGGGAAAAGAGGGGCGUCGUAUAGAGGAGACUCGAAAGAGGGCGAUUUUCGCGAUUCGGAGAUGACUGGGAGGAGGCAGGGUAGAGAUAGAGAUUUGAGGAUUCGGAAUAGAAAGAUGACGGAUGGCGGUGAGAGUGAGUCCUUGAGUGUGGAACGAGAUGCGUUUAAGCCGUUGGAAAACGGUGAGGGUGUUGUAGGGGGGCCAAGAGUGACAAGGGUAGACAUGGAGGAGAGAAUACAGAAGCUUGCUAAAUGUCUGAAUGGUGCAGACAUUGACAUCCCUGAGUGGAAGUUCUCUGAAAUUAUGCGGAGUGCUCAGAUUAGAUUCUCAGAUCAUUCUAUUUUGAGGGUAGUUCAGAUAUUGGGUAAGUUGGGAAAUUGGAAGCGGGUGCUCCAACUCAUUGAAUGGCUCCAGUCCCGCGACCGCUUCAAAUGUCACAGGCCAAGAUAUAUUUGUACUGCUGCACUGGAUGCUCUUGGAAAAGCUAGGAGACCAGUAGAGGCUCUCAAUCUCUUCUAUCGGAUGCAGGGCCAAAUGGCUACCUAUCCGGAUAUAGCAGCAUAUCAUUGUAUUGCCGUCACGCUUGGACAAGCAGGAUAUAUGAAGGAACUAUUUGAUGUGAUUGAUACCAUGAGGUCCCAUCCCAAAAAGAAGUUCAAAACUGAAUUGCUUGCAAAGUGGGAUCCACGGCUGGAACCUGAUAUUAUUGUCUAUAACGCUGUCCUUAAUGCUUGUGUUCGGCGUCAGAAAUGGGAAGGGGCUUUCUGGGUUCUGCAGCAACUAAGCGAACAGAACCAACAACCUUCAAGCACAACGUAUGGACUAGUUAUGGAGGUCAUGUUGGCAUGCGGCAAGUAUAACUUGGUUUAUGAUUUCUUCAAGAAGGUGCAGAAAUCGUACAUACCAAAUGCUUUAAUAUAUAAAGUUCUCAUAAAUGCUCUAUGGAAGGAAGGCAAAGUCGAUGAGGCCAUAAUGGCUGUUGAUGAAAUGGAGAGAAGAGGAAUAGUUGGUACUGCCGGUCUAUAUUAUGACCUUGCUCGCUGCCUUUGUAGUGCAGGACGGUGCAGUGAAGCGCUAAAACAAAUUGACAAGAUCUGCAGAGUUGCAAAUAAACCACUUGUGAUAACUUACACUGGUUUGAUGCAAGCAUGUGUGGAUUCUGGCGACGUUGAAAAUGCGGCAUAUAUCUUCAACCAUAUGCAGAAGUUUUGUUCGCCAAACCUUGUCACUUGUAAUAUUAUGCUCAAAGCUUUUCUUGAUCAUGGGAAGUUCGAAGAUGCCAAACAGUUGUUUCUAACGCUGUUGGAUAACGGAAAUAAUAUUCGUCGCGAAGAAGAUUACAGAGUUAGGGUUAUUCCUGAUAUCUACACGUUCAACACAAUGCUAGAUGCAUGCGCCGCAGAGAAAAGGUGGGGCGAUCUUGAGUUUGUCUACGUGCAGAUGCUGAGAUACGGUCACCACUUCAAUGCGAAACGCCAUCUUCGGAUAAUAUUGGAAGCACAACGUGCUGGAGAGGAAUCGAUUCUGGAGAUGACGUGGAAGCGCCUGGUGGAAACCAAACGGCCUCCUCCUCCUCUGCUCGUCACCGAAAUGUUCUGCACGAGGCUGUCGCAGGGAGACUAUGCAGCUGCGCUCUCGUACGUGGUUAACUUCGCCUUCGUCGAAUCACAUGUCUUCUCUAGAAAGUCCUGGUCGAAAGUCUUGACUGAGAACGCCCACCGGUUCCCGGACCGUGCUCUCGACCAGCUCGUACAAGACGGAAACAUCCUUCUUCACCGGUCCGAAAAUCCUGCUCUUGAACAUCUAUUAGAUUCUUGCAAAGAUCAUUUAAGGAAGCAAGCAUUAUUAGAUGUGAGGGAAAUAGUAAGAACUGGGUUUCAAAAUAAUGCUGCUUUAGUAUGCUAAAUCUGAAAUAUUAUUAUUUGUUAAUGUUAUUAUGUCGAAUUUCUUUAAUACCAUCUACGUCGAACCACUUAAAAUCGGCAUAUAUAAAGUGGCAUGUAAUUAUUUUUUUUGGGUAUUUAGUAAAUUACUAAACUUUAUCCGAGUUCUGGA